Messenger RNA from Dovyalis caffra, 1749 nucleotides. The record is from the annotation of a GenBank genome assembly. Lineage: Eukaryota; Viridiplantae; Streptophyta; Magnoliopsida; Malpighiales; Salicaceae.
AUGAGGAGCAAGAUCGAAAGGCGAAUGCGUAAAGAGUCUGGUAAAACACUCAAGGAGAUUCGGAGAGCAAAGAAAUUGAAGAAAAAAUUGAUGACUGAUGAGGAGAGGCUCAUUUACAACCUCAAAAGAGCUAAGAAGAAAGUUGCAUUGCUUCUACAAAAGCUCAAGAAAUAUGAGCUACCUGAGUUGCCACCCCCAUUGCAUGAUCCUGAGCUCCUGACAUCUGAGCAGCUUCAAGCAUAUAAGAAGAUUGGUUUCAAAAAUAAAAAUUAUGUUCCUGUUGGUGUUCGUGGAGUCUUUGGAGGAGUUGUCCAAAAUAUGCAUAUGCACUGGAAGUUUCAUGAGACUGUGCAAGUAUCUUGUGACAACUUUCCCAAAGAAAAAAUCAAGGAAAUGGCUACCAUGCUAGCAAGAUUAAGUGGGGGUAUUGUGAUAAAUCUUCAUAAUGUGAAGACAAUUAUCAUGUUCAGAGGCAGAAACUAUCGCCAACCAAAAGAUUUGAUCCCUUUGAACACUCUUACAAAAAGGAAGGCACUGUUUAAGGCCAGGUUUGAGCAAGCUCUUGAAUCUCAGAAGCUAAACAUCAAGAAAAUUGAACAGCAGCUCCGGCGAAUGGGUGUAAACCCUGAGGAUCCAGUUGCCAUGGCCAGCAUCCAGAGAGUAGCUUCCACAUUCUUCAAUGCUAUUGACAAGAAGGAAGGAAGCCCGUAUGUCUUUCGUGGUGACAAAGAGUCAAUGGUGGAGUCUGGUGAUCAUUUAGAACAUUCAGAACCUCCUGCUGAUAGUGAUCAAGAGGAACUGGAUAGGUUUAUUGCUGAGAUAGAGGAUGCAGCAGAUCAAGAGUGGGCUGCAGAAGAAGCUGCAGAAGAAGAAGAAUUUGGUAAGAUUAGGUACUGGAAUAGGGAAGAUUAUAGUGGGAGGUUUAGGAGACCAGAAAUACAUAGAAGUGAAGCUUACAAUGGUGAGGUAAGGGGAGCCAGGCAUUGGAGAGAUGCACAUGGCAAACAGAUGAGUUCUAAUCGAGAUGAUGAUAGUGAUGCUUCUGAGGAUGAUAAUGAGUGGAAAGUUAGAGAUAAUAAUAAUCUUGAGAGUGAUUCUUAUGCAGAUCGCAGUAGAUCUAGAGGGCAGUGGAACAAGCAAGAUGGGACUGGAAGGGAAUACAACGCUCAGCGUUUCACAAGAAAUGCUGAAGCUAAAUUUAAAGUAAAGAUGGCUGAAGAAGAUUCCGAAUCAAAAGAGAUGUUAAGUGAUCUUGACAAUGCAAUGUGGCAAUCAGAUGCCGAAGAAGAACAUGUCUCAAGAACUUCAAGAGCGGAAGCAAGUCCCAUGUUUGAAAGCAGUAGUGAUGAAGAGGAGGAUACCUAUCCCUUGAAGAGAAAUGAGAUGACUAGGGUAAAUGAUCUUCUGAGUGAUGCAUAUGACAGUGAUGAAGGGCCUGACAAGUUUAAAAUAUCAAGUGUGAAGCAGAAGAAUGAAGUUGGUUCUUUCAAGAGAAAUGCUGCAGCAAAUUCCAGGAGAAAGAUGUUCCAGGAAGAUUCUGGGUCAGGUGAUAUGUAUAGUGAUUCAAAACAUGCAACGUGGGAAUUGGACGAUGAGGUAGACGUAAGAGCAUGCAGUGAAAAGGGUUAUAAUUACGGGGACAGUAGUGAAAACGAAGAUCACCACUUGAAGCAACAGGAGAAGCAUGAAGCGAGUGGUGAGAAGGCGAUGUCACGAAAAGAGGUGGAUGAGACUUGGGACAGUGAUUAG